AUGAUAACUGCAGCUGCAAAUCUUCCCAGGCGGACAGCUAAUUACAAGCCCAACAUUUGGAACUACGACCACUUACAAUCGCUUACUACUACAUUCCAUUUGGAGGAGCACCAGACAGAAGCAGAGAUACUGAAACACCAAGUUUGCAGCGAGUUUCGCGAGUUGAGAGAUCCAUUGCACAAGCUGGAACUUAUAGAUUUGAUAGAUAAACUGGCUCUUUCCCAUUACUUCGAGGAAGAGAUCAACAAGUCCGUACAGGAGAUGGCGUGCGCGAGUUUGAGCAUGGAUACCGAUCCAUACUCUGCUGCGUUGUAUUUCCGGAUUCUAAGGCACCAUGGCUACCAUGCUUCACAAGACGGAAUAGUGCAGUUAUUAGAUGAAGCGGAGAAGGUAACCGGGGGCGUGCAAUGGGAUGACAAAGCGAGGCUUGAAAUAUUCGAAGCGUCCCAUCUGGGCGUGGAGGGUGAAUGUCUGUUUGAAAGAGCAAAAAAAGCCUUUGAUAAGAAGAAAUUUUCCGUUUGCCAUCGGAAUGUGAGAUGGUUCAACGUGAGAAGGUACAUGCAUGAAAAUAACAAUUCGGUCAUUCACCGGUUGGCUGGACUCAGCUUUAACACCAUUCAAGUCCAGCACCAGAACGAUCUCAAGGACAUUAUAAGAUGGUGGAGGAAUCUGGGGUUGUUAGAAGUUCUAACCUUCUCAAGAGAUCGAGUGGUGGAAAGCUUUUUGUGGGCUGUGGGCGUUGCUUAUGAACCUCAGCAUGGAAGCCUCAGAAAAUGGCUCACAAAAGCCAUAUUGUUGGUGGUAAUCAUUGAUGAUGUGUAUGACAUUUAUGGCUCCAUGGAUGAACUAGAACAAUUCUCUAUUGCAGUAGAAAGGUGGGACCCAAGUGAAAUUCAACAGCUGCCAGAAGCCUUAAAGAGAUGCUUUUGGAUGCUCUAUGAUACAGCAAAUGACAUUGAUCUUGAAAUCCAAAACGAAAAGGGCUGGACCUCGGUUUUACCUCAUUUGAAGAAAGUGUGGAUAGGAUUUUGCAAAGCAUUGCUUGUGGAAGCAAAGUGGUUUUGGAGGGGUGAAUCUCCAUCUCUAGUGAAAUAUCUGGAGAAUGGGUGGGUAUCAUCGUCCGGCCCUGUGCUCUCUCUUCAUGCGCUGCUCGGUGCCGGCCACGACACGGAUGAGAGUGUCGCGGCCUUCGAUAACAACCAAGAAAUAAUCCACCAUGCCUCCCUCGUUAUCCGGCUAUGCAAUGAUCAAGGAACUUCUAAGGCUGAAUUGGAGCGUGGUGAUUCGCCGUCGUCAAUCGUGUGCCACAUGAGAGAGGCAAAUGUGAGAGAGGAAGAAGCGCGGGGGCAUAUUAGAAAGCUGAUAACGGAUUCGUGGAAGAGAAUGAAUGGGAUAUUGAUGAGGUGUCCACGUCCACAGCAGGGCAUGUUGAGAUAUGUAGUGAACACGGCAAGAGUUGCCAAUUUUAUUUAUCAGAAUGGAGACGGUUUUGGGGUUCAAGAUCGGGAGACCAAAGGCCAAGUCUUAUCCUGCUUGAUUAACCCAAUGCACCUCUCUCUCUCAUCACCCUCAAAUCAAGGCUAAAUAGUGACGCAGUAUUAUGUGUGUUGGUUAAUGCUCAAGGCUAAAAAUCUCG
Messenger RNA from Salvia splendens (bonfire salvia), 1636 nucleotides. RefSeq names its product alpha-farnesene synthase. The coding region runs from base 1 to 1584 and encodes 527 amino acids. Gene Ontology annotation, molecular function: magnesium ion binding; terpene synthase activity. The transcript has 7 exons. Lineage: Eukaryota; Viridiplantae; Streptophyta; Magnoliopsida; Lamiales; Lamiaceae. The record is from RefSeq and is a predicted model, not a curated record. Gene Ontology annotation, biological process: diterpenoid biosynthetic process.